AUGCGUCUUCUGCCUUGUUCUUGGCGGCGUAUACUACGUGCUCGCGUGGCCAGAAAGGUGAUUUACCAGCCAAGCGCCGUCAUUUCUUCUCGAAGCUUCGCCACUACCACCAAGAAAGAUACUUCCUCUCCGCUAGCCGCGCCGCCUACGGAUCUUGCAUCAAGCGUAACGGCAUUCCUAGGCACGAAGAAGCGGCUUCCCGAGUUCAAUUUGAUAGACAAGGUCAUCGUUGUCACUGGUGCAGCUCGAGGACUUGGUCUUGUACAAGCACAAGCACUUCUUGAAGCGGGAGCUACUGUGUAUGCUCUCGACAGGCUACCAGAGCCUUCUCCGGACUUUCACACGAUUGCGAAACGCGCAGAAAAGGAACUCGGCACUUCUUUUCACUACCGUCAAAUAGAUGUGCGUGAUGUACCAGACUUGAAUAAAGUCGUUGAUGCCAUAGCUGAGAAGCAUGGCCGCCUCGACGGACUGGUCGCUGCUGCAGGCAUCCAGCAAGAGACGCCAGCGCUGGAGUAUACGGCAGAAGAUGCAAACAGGAUGUAUCAGGUCAAUUGCACAGGCGCCUUUAUGACGGCUCAAGCUGUCGCAAAGAACAUGAUCAAGCUUAAGCAAAGCGGGAGCAUCGCCUUCAUUGCGUCUAUGAGCGCACACGUAGCUAACAGGGGACUCAUCUGCGCUGCGUACAAUUCCAGCAAGGCCGGAGUGUUGCAGCUUUCACGAAAUCUUGCUUCUGAGUGGGGCGUGCACGGCAUACGUGUGAACACCAUCUCACCAGGGUACAUUGUAACGGCGAUGGUGGAGGAGCUCUUCAAACAGUACCCCGAGCGCAAGGAGGAGUGGCCAAAGCAGAACAUGCUCGGACGCCUCUCUUCACCGGAGGAAUACAGGGGAGCCGCCGUGUUCUUGAUGAGCGAUGCCAGUAGCUUUAUGACUGCAAGCGACAUGAAGAUUGAUGGAGGCCACUCGUCGUGGUAA
Mytilinidion resinicola is the source of this 978-nucleotide messenger RNA. Its product is annotated as NAD(P)-binding protein. Bases 1 to 978 code for a protein of 325 amino acids. Lineage: Eukaryota; Fungi; Ascomycota; Dothideomycetes; Mytilinidiales; Mytilinidiaceae. Gene Ontology annotation, molecular function: oxidoreductase activity, acting on NAD(P)H, oxygen as acceptor. The record is from RefSeq and is a predicted model, not a curated record. Gene Ontology annotation, cellular component: intracellular anatomical structure. The transcript has 4 exons.